Messenger RNA from Vairimorpha ceranae, 1404 nucleotides. Its product is annotated as cysteinyl-trna synthetase. Gene Ontology annotation, molecular function: cysteine-tRNA ligase activity; ATP binding. Gene Ontology annotation, cellular component: cytoplasm. The record is from RefSeq and is a predicted model, not a curated record. NCBI's taxonomy places the organism in Eukaryota, Fungi, Microsporidia, Nosematidae. Gene Ontology annotation, biological process: cysteinyl-tRNA aminoacylation. The transcript has a single exon. Bases 1 to 1404 code for a protein of 467 amino acids.
AUGCUAAAAAUUUACAAUUCAUUGACAAAAAAAUUAGAAAUUUUCAAUCCUAUAGAUCCUAAUAAUGUAAAAAUAUACAUCUGUGGUCCCACUGUAUAUGAUCACAGUCAUAUCGGACAUGCUCGUACGUAUGUAUCAUUUGAUGUUAUAAGAAAUAUACUUGAAAAAUAUUUUAAUUAUAAUGUUACCUUUGUAAUGAAUAUUACUGAUAUUGAUGAUAAAAUUAUUAAUAAAAGUAAAGAAACAGGCAUGUCUAUGAAAGAUAUAACUGUAAAAUAUACAAAUUUAUUUUUAGAAGACAUGGCACUUCUAAAUGUAAGAAAGCCCACUGUACUUACAAAAGUAACAGAAUAUGUUGAUAAAAUAAAGGAAUAUGUAAAGAUUUUAGAAAAUAACGGAUAUGCUUAUGAAAGUAAUGGUAGUGUAUAUUUUGAUGUGAUGGAAUACAAAAAGAAAUUUAAAUAUCCAAUAUUUAGAGAAGAAACUGUAAAUAAUCUUGGUGAUUCUCCUAACAUUCAGGACAAAAAAUCUCCUUUAGAUUUUGCACUGUGGAAAAAAGAUAAUUUAUUUGGAAGUGGUCGACCAGGAUGGCAUAUUGAAUGUUCGGUUAUGGCUAAUGAUGUAUUGGGAGAUUAUAUUGACAUUCAUGCAGGAGGGGUUGAUCUUAAAUUUCCGCAUCAUGAAAACGAAAUUGCACAAUGUCAAGCACGCUACCAGAAAAAACCAUGGGUUAAUUAUUUUAUGCACACAGGACAUUUAAAUAUUAACGGCCUGAAAAUGUCAAAAUCUCUUAAAAAUUUUACUACUAUAAAAAGUAUAUUAGAAAGAUGCACACCUAUUCAAUUACGUAUAUUAUUUUUAUAUCAUCAGUGGAAUAAAGAUAUGAAUUAUGAAGAAGAACAAAUAAAAUUUGCACAAAACGUUGAGAAGAAAAUAUUUAAUUUUUUUAUGUAUGUAAACAGUAUUAACAAUAUUAGUAAAAUUUAUAAUAAAAAUGAUAUAGAAGUAUUAGAUUUAAUAUCUAAAACUAGUAAAAUUGUCGAUGUGUCGUUUAGUAAUAAUUUUGAUACCCCUUCAGUUAUUAAAGCACUUCUAGAACUUGUGUCAUUUACUAACAGUAAAUUAGACUUAGUAAGUGCUUGUACUUUGUAUCAAGUAAGAGAUUUUGUUAAAAGAAUACUUGAUAUACUUGGGAUUAAUAAAGAAGAAAAAGUAAGAGAUGAAGAUAGUGAGAAUUUGGCAAAAUUAAUUAAUAUUUUUAGGAAUAAAAUUAGGAUGGCACUAAAAGAAGGUGUGAAUAAGAAGGACUUGUAUAAUAUUUGUGAUGAAGUUAGAGAUAAUUUGAAAGAUCUUGGAUAUGUUUUGGAAGAUAGUAAAUUAGAAACAUUAAUAAAAAAGUUAUAA